This is a messenger RNA of Calliphora vicina (urban bluebottle blowfly), 7858 nucleotides long. RefSeq names its product tetratricopeptide repeat protein 28. The coding region runs from base 83 to 7858 and encodes 2591 amino acids. The transcript has 6 exons. The record is from RefSeq and is a predicted model, not a curated record. Gene Ontology annotation, molecular function: protein binding. NCBI's taxonomy places the organism in Eukaryota, Metazoa, Arthropoda, Insecta, Diptera, Calliphoridae.
AGUAAAACAACUACUAAAUAAUUAAAAAUAAAAGUUUGUUUUCCUUUUGGUUACUCAACUAAUUUAAAUGUUUUAUUAAACGAUGACAAAUUAUGAAAAUUUAUUAAAUUUGCCAAUGAAUUUUAAUGGCAAUGAAUUGAAUGGUGAUUUAAAUAAUUCCAAUAUACCAACACAACAUGAAGCUGUAAAAAUGUCCCAAAGAGAUUUCUCGGAGAAUGAACCCGAGUGCAAUCCUGAACUCACUGCUGCCAAUCGCGCUUUGUUCUUGGAAAAAGUACGUCAAUCAAAUGCCGCCUGCCAGAGUGGAGACUUUGGUACUGCGGUACUACUCUACACAGAUGCUUUGCAACUGGAUCCCGGCAAUUAUAUACUUUACAGUAAUCGUUCGGCGGCACGUUUAAAACAUGGCCAAUUUGCUUUGGCCUUGCAAGAUGCCACCAAAGCCCGUGAACUUUGUCCCCAAUGGCCUAAAGCCUACUUCAGACAAGGAGUGGCUCUACAAUGUCUGGGCCGCUAUGGCGAAGCUUUAGCUUCCUUUGCUGCUGGCCUGGGGCAAGACCCCCAAAACAAACAACUGCUGGCAGGUCUUUUGGAGGCCUCUAUUAAAAGUCCUUUAAGACAUGCUUUAGAGCCCACUUUACAGCAAUUACGUGCCAUGAAUUUAGAUCAAUCACCCUUUGUGGUCAUAUCUGUGGUGGGUCAAGAACUAUUACAGGCCGGGCAAUAUCACUCAGCCGUUACAGUAUUAGAGGCAGCUUUGCGCAUUGGCUCCUGUUCUUUGAAGCUAAGAGGUUCGGUAUUUAGUGCCUUGAGUUCAGCUCACUGGGCUUUAAAUCAACUGGAUAAGGCCAUAGGUUACAUGCAACAGGAUUUGGCGGUGGCCAAGAGUCUGGGAGAUACUGCGGGAGAAUGUCGAGCCCAUGGCAAUUUGGGUUCAGCCUAUUUUAGCCAGGGCUCGUUUAAGGAGGCCUUAACCGCCCACCGUUAUCAAUUGGUAUUGGCUAUGAAGUGUAAAGAUACCCAGGCCGCUGCUGCUGCUCUUACUUCUUUGGGCCAUGUCUACACCGCCAUAGGCGAUUAUCCCAAUGCCUUGGCCAGCCAUAAGCAGUGUGUUCAACUGGUUAAACAAAUAGGUGAUCGUUUGCAGGAGGCCCGAGAAAUAGGCAAUGUGGGUGCGGUUUACUUGGCCAUGGGAGAAUUUGAUUCGGCUGUUGACUGUCAUACCCAGCAUUUGAGAUUGGCGCGCAAACUAGGCAACCAGGUGGAGGAAGCCAGAGCUUAUUCCAAUCUAGGCUCUAGUCAUCAUUACCGGCGUAAUUUUGCCCAAGCCAUGACGUUUCACGAGCAAGUCUUGAGAAUUUCCCAACAACUAGGAGAUCGUAAUAUAGAGGCCCGAGCUUAUGCUGGUUUGGGUCAUGCAGCUCGUUGUGCCGCCGACUUUGUACAGGCCAAGAAAUGGCAUGAAAAACAAUUGGAAAUGGCUUUGGCGGCACGUGACAAAAUCGGUGAAGGAAGAGCCUGUUCCAAUCUGGGUAUAGUUUACCAAUUGCUGGGAGAACAUGAUGCCGCCUUGAAAUUGCAUCAGGCUCAUCUUACCAUAGCCAGGCAGCUGCAUGAUCGUGCUGGCAUGGGUAGAGCUUAUGGUAAUAUAGGAAAUGCCUACUCUUCAGCUGGCUUAUACGAGGCCGCCAUCAAAUACCACAAACAGGAAUUGACCAUUAGUAAGGAAGUUAAUGAUCGCAGUGCCGAGGCUUCUACCCAUGGUAAUUUGGCAGUGGCUUAUCAAGCUUUAGGUGCCCAUGACAUGGCUUUAAUACACUAUAGAGCUCAUUUGAACAUAGCCAGGGAGCUGAAGGAUACACAAGGCGAAGCUUGUGCUUUAUUGAAUUUGGGCAACUGUUUAAGUUCCAGACAAGAAUUUGCCCAGGCUGUGCCCUAUUAUGAACAGUAUUUAAUGUUAUCCCAAGAACUGGGAGAUGUGGCGGCCGAAGGUAAGGCCUGUCACUUUUUGGGCUAUGCCCACUAUUGCAUUGGCAAUUACAGAGAAGCCGUCAGAUACUACGAUCAAGAUUUAGCUUUGGCCAAAGAUUUGCAAGAUAAAAUGAAUAUGGGUAGAGCUUAUUGUAAUCUGGGACUGGCCCAUUUAGCCCUGGGUAACAACCAGGCAGCCUUAGAGUGUCAAAAAUACUUUUUAGCCGUGGCCCAUAUGACCAACCAUUUGUCGGGCAAGUUCCGUGCUUUAGGCAACAUAGGCGAUAUACUUAUCAGAACCGCCGAGAUAGAGGAGGCGGCCAAAAUGUAUCAACGUCAACUAACUUUGGCCCGGCAGGCCCGUGAAAGAUCUAUGGAAGCAGCAGCCUGUGGUGCUUUGGGUUUGGCUCAUCGUUUGAUUAAGAAAUAUGACAAAGCUUUGGGUUAUCAUACACAAGAAUUGACCUUAAGACAGGAAAUGUCUGAUUUGAAAGGAGAAUGCAAAGCUCAUGGCCAUUUGGGAGCAGUGCAUAUGGCUUUAUGCAACUAUACCCAUGCGGUUAAGUGCUAUCAAGAGCAAUUGGAAAGGGCCCAAGAGUUACAAGAUUCGGCCAUAGAGGCUCAGGCUUAUGGUAAUUUGGGUAUAGCCAAACUAAAUAUGGGUCAUUAUGAAGAUGCCAUAGGCUAUUUGGAACAACAGUUGGGUACUUUGGAGCGUGUGAAUCUACCCACAACACAACAUGAUCGUGCCCGAGCUUUGGGACAUUUGGGUGAUUGUUAUGAUGCCUUGGGUGAUUAUGAGGAGGGCAUUAAGUGUCAUGAACGUCAUUUACAAUUGGCCACUUCGUUGCAAAGUUUUCGUGACCAAGAACGGGCUUAUCGUGGCUUGGGCCACAGUCAUCGAGCUUUGGGUAAUUUACAAGAAGCUUUAGUGUGUCUAGAGAAACGAUUGGUGGUGGCCCAUGAAUUGGGUAGUCCAGAAGUGAAAGCGGUUUCCUAUGGUGACCUGGGUAAUAUACAUUGUGCCUUGGGCAAUCACGAACAGGCGGUAAAUUGUCUGGAACAUCAGCAGGAAAUAGCCAGAGAAUUGGGAGAUAGAAUGCUGGUAUCCGAUGCCACCAGUGCUUUGGGUAAUGUCUAUCAACGCAUGGGCGAUAAUGAUGGGGCCUUGAAAUUGCAUAAAAUGGAUUUGGAAAUGGGUGAACAUUUGGGAAAUGCCUUUAUGCAGGCCAGAGCCUGUGGUAAUUUGGGUGCAGUAUAUGAAGCCAUACGUUCCUAUGUGGAUGCGGUGAAGUUUUAUGAGAAACAAUUGGCGUUAACCUCGGAUAGAUUGAGUAAAACUUAUGCUUGCGGUUCAUUGGGACGAGUAUUUCAUCAAAUGGGUCAACAUGCCCAGGCCAUUAACUAUUUGAAACAGGGCUUGAGUAUAGCACAAUCAAUUAAUAAAUCGGAAGAGGAGGCCAAAAUAAGACAUCAAUUGGGUCUUGCCUUAAGAGCUUCCGGUGAUAAUGAAGGUGCUAAACUACAAAUGGAAACUGCCGCCCAGCUGUUGGAAUCGGUACGCUACGAUCAACGCAGUCCCGAGGCCCGCAGCAGUCUGUUCGAUUUGCAAACCUCUUGCUAUCACAUUUUACAGCAAAUCUUUGUGGCCAUGCAACGCAACGAAGAUGCUUUAGUUGCGGCAGAACGUUGUAAGGCCCGCUCCAUGCCCGAUACUAAUAGUAUUUCCCGCAAAACCAUGAUGACUUGCAGUGAAAGUAUCUACGACAUUGUGAAUCGUACCAAAACCAAUGUUUUAUACUAUAGCUUGGCGGGUGAUGAGUUGUAUGCCUGGUUUUUACAGCCCCAAAAGGGCAUUGUACGUUUUCAUUCCAUCAAAAUUAGUGAGGAGUCUUUGAAAAUGUCCACCGAAAAGUUGGCCGAACAUGCCAAGGAUACGGAGGAUAAAGAAAGUCUUUUGGAGCGUUACAUUAAUAUGGUGCGUGAUAAUUUGGGUGUUAAUUCGGAUUCGGUGUUGCACGAAGGUGAUGGCAGUGGCUGGCGUUCUAGUUCGGAGAAUCUAUUGGAUGAUUUCUCCAAUGAAAGAUCGGGUUUUCUGCGCAUGGUUAAUCGUAAUCAUUUAAUGAACUCCUCCAACUAUUCCCUAAGUUCCUUAUUCAGUUUGGGUUCUGUGGGUGGUUCGGUGGCCAGUUUGCAAGGUUCUACUAGAUCCAUAGGCAGUUUACAAGGCUCCUCACGUUCUCGUCGUGCUCCCAUGCUGCCCGCUUGGCAGGGUCCUUCUUGUCUCCACACUUUAUUCAACAUUUUAUUGUCUCCUUUUGAUGAUCUGCUGCCCACAGGGGGAGCUGUGUCCAGACAGGGCCGCAAAGAGUUGAUUUUGGUUUUAGAUAAUGAAUUGUAUUUGGUGCCUUUCGCCAUUUUACGUAGUGCCAAAGAGGAUGGUGAAUAUUUGUCCGAAAGAUGUUCCCUAAUCACAGUGCCCUCCCUGCAGUCCUUAAGAAUGAAGAGUAAAAUGUUGCGUUCCCGCGAAUUGGCGGAAAAUCUUAAUACAGCCUUAGUGGUGGGGGGACCACGUAUACCCUCCACCUUGUCCGAGACUUGGGGAUGGUCAGAGUCCCCAGCUUCUUUGCAAGAAGCAGCCAUGGUGGCUGACAUGUUGCAAGCCAAAACCCUGGCGGGCUGUAAUGCCACAAAGGAAGCGGUGGUCUCCGAGCUACCAUCGGCUGAAUGUGUACACUUUGCUGCCAAUCUAAGCUGGAAAAUGGGUGCAGUGGUAUUAAGUCCGGGCGAUGUUGUGGACUCUCAAUCGCAAAAACGUUUCUAUCAGUCUUCAAAUGCUGAAAACUCCGCAGAACAAGAUGAGACACCCGAGUUGUCGGGAGGCAAUAUGGAAUUGCCACAAUUAUCCGAUUUCAUUUUAUCUUCAACAGACGUUUUAAAUAUGAAACUUAAUGCAAAAUUGGUGGUUUUAAGUUCCUAUCAUUCCAUAGAGCCUAUAACAGGUACGGGAGUAGCUAAUUUGGCGGGUAGUUGGUUAUGUGCAGGAGCUGGUGCUGUAUUAAUAUCUUUAUGGCCAGUACCAGAGACAGCAGCCAAGAUUUUGUUAAGGGCCUUCUAUUCGGCCUUAUUGCAAGGUGUAAGAGCAGCCAGAGCUUUGGCAGAGGCCAUGCAAACGGUGCAGCAUACCAAACAUUUUGCCCACCCCGCCAACUGGGCUGGUUUCCUGCUUAUAGGCGGCAAUGUGCGGCUUUCCAACAAGGUGGCUCUAAUGGGCCAUGCUUUAUGUGAACUCAUGCGUACUCCCGAUAAAUGUCGUGAUGCUUUGCGUGUUUGUUUGCAUUUGGUGGAGAAAAGUUUACAACGGAUACAUCGUGGUCAAAAGAAUGCCAUGUAUACUACACAAAAGAGUAUAGAGAAUAAAGCGGGUCCUGUGGGAGGCUGGAAAGAUUUACUGAUGGCAGUUGGUUUCCGUUUUGAACCAGCCGCCAAUGGCAUACCCUCCAGUGUUUUCUUCCCGCAAGCCGAUCCAGAAGAUCGUCUUUCCCAAUGUUCGGCCAGUUUGCAGGCAUUGUUGGCUCUAACACCCUUGACCUUGCAGGCUUUAGCCAAACUUGUUAAUAGCUCGGAUGUGGCUGAUGAUAUUAUAGCUGUCGUACGCAAUGUAUUGACUCAGUAUCCUCCCAAAGGUAGUCCCGAAAUAGAAGCCUCCAUAGAGAUACCAUUAUCGGUUAGAUUGUGGCGCGUGGCUGGAUGCCAUGAACUAUUGGCUUCUGUGGGUUUUGAUCUCACCGAAGUGGGUCAAGAUCAGGUGACUUUGAGGACCGGCAAACAGGCCAAUCGCAGAACCUGUCAGUUUGUGUUGCAGGCUCUCUUAGCUUUAUUUGACACCCAAGAGGCCCCCAAAACUUUAGGCUUAGACCCUUCCAGCAGCUGUGAAUCCUUGAUAGAGGAAACUACAGCCGAUAUUACUUUAACAAAUGCCACCUCUACUUUGCCGGCUUUGACUUCCACGCCCCAUCAGAAUUUGGCCUUAGACACUACGAAAUCCUUAAAUAUGGGCUUGACUUUGCCACCGCUGCCCAUAAAUCGUUCUCGCUUGAUUAGCAACGGCAGUGGAGCCUUUAUAUCCUAUGUACGUCGCCGCGGAGAACCAGAUGGUGGCAGAACAGAUAACGAGUCCACUCCAGCCAGUGCUUCUAGUAGUACUGGCGUAUUAUAUCCCACUUUGGAUUCCAGUUUAAAUAAUACCACUGACAGUGAACUUUCAGAUGGUUAUAUAUCUCAAUCACAUAUAACCAAAACGAAUGCUUGUCGUUUGGGACCCUCUACCCUAAGAGGUCCUAUAAGAGUUUCCAGACCAGGCGGUGGAGGAGAAAGUGAUGCUGCUUUUACGCCCAGUCCGCCAGUGACAAAUCAAAAUCCUGUAGAUCCUAAUGUUUCGCUGGCUUUGGCUCAUCAGACUAGAAUAAGGAAUUUGUAUUCCAGCAGUGGCAUGGGUUACUUGGGAGACAAUGUUAUACCCGAAAUGUCAGCUGUGCCAGCCAAUACCAACAACAGAAGGCCGGAUAGUUCUAGUUCGGCUAGUUCCACCACAGAUUGGGAGGGUUCUGGUCAUGCCACAGUAUUACGCAGAGGAGGUCUUAUGCCUCCCUUGCCGCCACCACGACAAAAUCUGCCUUUGGUGGAUAGCUUAAGACCUUUAGCACCCAUGGCUCCGGUAUACAAUAAUUUGGGACAAUCGGUGGGUCCUAAUUUACCCACAGCAACCACUGGAACUCUAGACUCCAAUAGCAGUGAAUCGGACUUUGAAAGAGGCUUAAAGGUGGGACAAAUGUCUCAUUUCCGUUUGAAACCCAAAAUCAAACUGGGAAGCGCCCAAACUUCGGUGGCAGCCAGAGUAAACAAAGAACAUGCUCUGUUCAUGGAUCGUUUAAGUGUAAGAACUGAGGUCAAUACUUUGGCCACAGCAAAUGCUGUUGCUACAGCCUCUACAGUGGCCACAAAUAAUACGGCGGGCAGUAGAAAACCCAUUAAUAUACCCGAAGAUGAAGACAAUGCUUUAGUGUUUAAUGCUUCUAACUUAUACUUUUCACAAGCUGACAAUGAUCUUUUGCAAGAAGCUAAAAAGGAUUUAAGUACAGCCAAUGCAAAUAGCAUUGCCAACCCUAGUAGUAUUAACACACAAGGAGCUGUGGCCAAGGAAGCGGUCAAGACCAACCAAAAAACCAUACAAGAUUCCAUAAUGCGUCACAUGAAUAGAGAAAUGACCCCCACCAUUUCAGAGGUAUAUCACGAACGCAAUUUGGGCCUGGGUCUAGCACCGCCUCUAUCAAAACUAUUGCUUAGCAAAAACUAUGAUGAAACGGAAACUUGUAAGGCCACACCAGCCGCCAGCAAUGCUUUAAAGUCAUUAGUGGAUGCUGUCAGUGAAAUGGAGUUAAGCGGAGCUUCCUCUACCUCCUCGGUUAGUACGGCCAAUACCAAGACUCUCAACACUCAAUGUUCUGCAAAUAACACAGCACCCAAAGAAGUCUGUUCGAUUUGUGGCGAACCGGCUGAUAUUAUAUGUCGCUGCAAGGCGGCCACCGUACAAAAGAAAUCCAAUUUGAAACCCUGGCUCAGCAAUGUACCCUCGAGUAUUGUCAAGGCCAGUGAUCUAACAACGGCCGAUAAUUUGGAGAGACAGCACAAAAUACGCACCAGUGUUACCAGUAAUAUAACCAAUUUGAAACGGGCUCCCAGUCCUUUUAACGAAUUCUGUCGCCGUGAUGAGGGUGAUGGCCGAUCGGUGGCAGAUUCCCAGUGCAGUAGUAAUUAUAAGAAUAUAACGGCUUUAAAGAAUGAUGCAAGCCAGCAGGCUAAUAAUAUUGUGAAUAGGAAGGCAUAA